Molecule: messenger RNA, 888 nt
Organism: Acanthosepion pharaonis
Lineage: Eukaryota; Metazoa; Mollusca; Cephalopoda; Sepiida; Sepiidae
Source: the annotation of a GenBank genome assembly
AUGUCUGUAGAUUUCAUCCCCUCACUCUCUGUUCCAUAUCGCAUCAUCAAAUAUUGGCUAUUUCAUUCUAUUAUCCUUCUUUCUUUCUUUCAUCAUUUUCCCCUCUUUCUUUUUGUUCCAUCGUUUCUUUCUUUGUAUUUUCUUCCGUCUAUCUUUCUUACUCUCAUUCUUUCUUUCUUUCUUUCUUUCUUUCUUUCUUUCUUUCUUUCUUUCUUCUCUACUCUACUCUACUCUGAUUUAUUGGAGCGGCCCUCAUUAUAUAUACUACAAACUUCUCAGAUUCACCCGCAGGUUUUAUUACUCGUUCACAUUCCUUCCUUCCUUCCUUCCUUCCUUCCUUCCUUCCUUCCUUCCUUCCUUCCUUCCUUCCUUCCUUCCUUCCUUUUCGUCCAUUUUCUCGAAUGUCUACGCCUUUCUCAUAUAAGUUUUUCUCGAAUUUCAUCUUACGUUUGUUGGUUUCUUUUUUUUUAUUUCUUUCUUUCUUUUGUAAAAUUAUUCUUUCCCAACCUUUUUAUAGAUUGCUUUCUUUCUUUGUUUUAUUUCUUUCUUUCUAUUCUUUUUUUUCAUCUUCCUUUAAAAUUUCUCUCCCUAUAUUUCUUCUUUUUCCAAUUCCAUCUUGCGUUUGUUGAUGUUUUCUUUUUCUUUAUUUCAUUCUGUCUUUUUUCUUUCUUUUCCUUUACGACAACUUUUAAAAAAAAUAAUUUGCAUAAUUUUUAUAUAACUUUUACGUUCCUUCUCAAAUUUCAUAUCACCUUUCUUUCUUUCGUUCUUUCGUUCUUUCUUCCUUUCUUUCUGUAUCUUGUAUAUAUUCUUACAUUCGCUUUGCUUUGCUUUUCGUUUAAAAUAAAAUACUCUCGGAUUGUGUCUAUCCUCUUUCAGCAAAUUUAA